ACAAUCCCCCAGUAGGUCUCAACAAACAAGUGCAGUUGAAGUUAAAGCAAACACACUGAAUAUGGUCAACAUUGGCCACAUAUUUGUAUGGACGCUAAUAGUGGUCAUUGCUUCAGGGACGGAUCUGAAUAGUGAUGAAUCUCUUAAUGAUGUCUUAGGCUACUCCCCGCCCACAUUCAAUACUGAGACAUCUUUGUCAGUUCAAAAUAUUGAAAAGAUCGAUGUAAAAUGCGACCAACGAAAUGGAAUGACGGUGGAAGUAGACUUUUUAGAAAACUUUAACGGAGUCAUUUACAGCCAGGGCUAUUACAAUGAUCCCAAGUGCACCUAUGUGGCGGCCAAUAAUGGAGACACAAAAUUUGUAUUCAAUGUGCCGUAUGAUGGCUGCGGCAGUAAGCCGUCAUGCUCGAUAUGCUCCUCAAUUGAGAAUGUUCUAAUUAUACAAAAUGAUAAAGAUAUUCAGAAUAGUUGGGAUAUAGCGAGAAAAGUAUCAUGCAGCCGCAGCGAGGAGCAGGAGAAAACGGUCUACUUCAAGCCGUUCGUCGUGGAUAUGCUCGAAGUAGUUUCCGUAGAUACCCCAAGCGGUCCAGUGGAGUGCUGGAUGGAAAUUGGUACUGGAAUACCACCGAAUAUAAAGCCCAUUGGCACAACACUGAAGCUUGGCACCGAUGUAACGUUCACCAUCAAUGUAAAGCAUUCGACUCAAGCAUGGGACGUAAACAUACUGAAGUGCUAUGCCUCGGAUGACAUGAACUUUGAGGCAAAAACCACCAAGACGUUACAGCUCUCCGAUAAGAGAGGCUGCACUAUAAAGGAAAAAAUAUUUGGGGAGUGGAAAAAGUUGGAAUCCCAGUCCAGGUCCAGUCUUACCUCCACAUAUUAUAAUACGCUCAAAGCAUUUAAGUUCCCCGAUCGAUCCCAAGUAUACCUAAAGUGUGAUAUUGAAUUGUGCAAUGGAGCUUGUCAAAGAGAAUACUCAUGUAGCAGCUUAAAGACCAGAAUACCUACAGAUGCGCCCAAGCCAAGGUGCUACCCCGGCUCAGAAGAUCCUGCUUGUCUUUCAAAUUCUUCCUCAAUACCGACAAAGCCAACAAUAGAAAUAACCACGAGGAGAACACCAAAUUAUUCGGCGCCGACGACGUCUAGAGGUCCUAUAACCACGGACACACCGAAAUGUUAUCCAGGAUCGACCGAUCCUGAAUGUGUUUCACCGACAACGAGAAAAACACCAACUUAUUCGGCACAGUCGACGACUAGAGGUCCUAUAACCACAGACACACCGAAAUGUUAUCCAGGGUCGACCGAUCCUCGAUGCCCACAGAGGCCCGCGACGACUAAAAAGUCGAGAUGUUAUCCUGGCUCACCGGAUCCAGACUGCCUCAACUGCUUCCCAGGUUCUCCAGAUCCACGAUGUCCUAAGGUGCCAACAACCAAAAAGUCAGGUUGUGAGGAGAACUCAGAUGACCCCAGAUGUCAACCUGCCACCUAUUUACCGCCUACUACAUAUCGGACACCAACAAUUUCACCUAAGCCAAGGUGCUAUCCUGGAUCGAGAGAUCCUGAGUGCCUCCCCGCAACUUACCAGCCGCUAACAACAAGAAGAACACCAACUUAUUCGGCACCGUCGACGACUAGACGUCCUAUAACCACAGACACACCGAAAUGUUAUCCAGGGUCGACCGAUCCUGAAUGUGUUUCACCGACAACGAGAAAAACACCAACUUAUUCGGCACAGUCGACGACUAGAGGUCCUAUAACCACAGACACACCGAAAUGUUAUCCAGGGUCGACCGAUCCUCGAUGCCCACAGAGGCCCGCGACGACUAAAAAGUCGAGAUGUUAUCCUGGCUCACCGGAUCCAGACUGCCUCAACUGCUUCCCAGGUUCUCCAGAUCCACGAUGUCCUAAGGUGCCAACAACCAAAAAGUCAGGUUGUGAGGAGAACUCAGAUGACCCCAGAUGUCAACCUGCCACCUAUUUACCGCCUACUACAUAUCGGACACCAACAAUUUCACCUAAGCCAAGGUGCUAUCCUGGAUCGAGAGACCCUGAGUGCCUCCCCGCAACUUACCAGCCGCUAACAACAAGAAGAACACCAACUUAUUCGGCACCGUCGACGACUAGACGUCCUAUAACCACAGACACACCGAAAUGUUAUCCAGGGUCGACCGAUCCUGAAUGUGUUUCACCGACAACGAGAAAAACACCAACUUAUUCGGCACAGUCGACGACUAGACGUCCUAUAACCACAGACACACCGAAAUGUUAUCCAGGGUCGACCGAUCCUCGAUGCCCACAGAGGCCCGCGACGACUAAAAAGUCGAGAUGUUAUCCUGGCUCACCGGAUCCAGACUGCCUCAACUGCUUCCCAGGUUCUCCAGAUCCACGAUGUCCUAAGGUGCCAACAACCAAAAAGUCAGGUUGUGAGGAGAACUCAGAUGACCCCAGAUGUCAACCUGCCACCUAUUUACCGCCUACUACAUAUCGGACACCAACAAUUUCACCUAAGCCAAGGUGCUAUCCUGGAUCGAGAGAUCCUGAGUGCCUCCCCGCAACUUACCAGCCGCUAACAACAAGAAGAACACCAACUUAUUCGGCACCGUCGACGCCUAGACGUCCUAUAACCACAGACACACCGAAAUGUUAUCCAGGAUCGACCGAUCCUGAAUGUGUUUCACCGACAACGAGAAAAACACCAACUUAUUCGGCACCGUCGACGACUAGACGUCCUAUAACCACAGACACACCGAAAUGUUAUCCAGGAUCGACCGAUCCUGAAUGUGUUUCACCGACAACGAGAAAAACACCAACUUAUUCGGCACCGUCGACGACUAGACGUCCUAUAACCACAGACACACCGAAAUGUUAUCCAGGGUCGACCGAUCCUGAAUGUGUUUCACAGACAACGAGAAAAACACCAACUUAUUCGGCACCGUCGACGACUAGAGGUCCUAUAACCACAGACACACCGAAAUGUUAUCCAGGGUCGACCGAUCCUCGAUGCCCACAGAGGCCCGCGACGACUAAAAAGUCGAGAUGUUAUCCUGGCUCACCGGAUCCAGACUGCCUCAACUGCUUCCCAGGUUCUCCAGAUCCACGAUGUCCUAAGGUGCCAACAACCAAAAAGUCAGGUUGUGAGGAGAACUCAGAUGACCCCAGAUGUCAACCUGCCACCUAUUUACCGCCUACUACAUAUCGGACACCAACAAUUUCACCUAAGCCACGGUGCUAUCCUGGAUCGAGAGAUCCUGAGUGCCUCCCCGCAACUUACCAGCCGCUAACAACAAGAAGAACACCAACUUAUUCGGCACCGUCGACGACUAGACGUCCUAUAACCACAGACACACCGAAAUGUUAUCCAGGGUCGACCGAUCCUGAAUGUGUUUCACCGACAACGAGAAAAACACCAACUUAUUCGGCACAGUCGACGACUAGACGUCCUAUAACCACAGACACACCGAAAUGUUAUCCAGGGUCGACCGAUCCUGAAUGUGUUUCACCGACAACGAGAAAAACACCAACUUAUUCGGCACCGUCGACGACUAGAGGUCCUAUAACCACAGACACACCGAAAUGUUAUCCAGGAUCGACCGAUCCUGAAUGUGUUUCACCGACAACGAGAAAAACACCAACUUAUUCGGCACCGUCGACGACUAGAGGUCCUAUAACCACAGACACACCGAAAUGUUAUCCAGGGUCGACCGAUCCUCGAUGCCCACAGAGGCCCGCGACGACUAAAAAGUCGAGAUGUUAUCCUGGCUCACCGGAUCCAGACUGCCUCAACUGCUUCCCAGGUUCUCCAGAUCCACGAUGUCCUAAGGUGCCAACAACCAAAAAGUCAGGUUGUGAGGAGAACUCAGAUGACCCCAGAUGUCAACCUGCCACCUAUUUACCGCCUUCUACAUAUCGCACUCCAACAAUUUCACCUAAGCCGAGGUGUUAUCCUGGAUCUACUGACCCUCAAUGCCCUCAGGAGCUCCCAUCGACAGCAAAACCGAGGUGCUCUCCAGGAUCAACCUCCCCAGACUGUCUAGCACCAACGUAUCUGCCACCAACAACGAAACAAACUCCAACUUAUAAUACAAUUACAUCUAAGCCCGUAACAACAGCGACUCCAACAGAUGGGGAAAAGUUAAGGUGCUACGCUGUGUCGCCAGACCCACGUUGCAAACAGGACACCACUGUCAAACCCUCCUAUAACUUGAUUACUUCAACUCAGCCUCCCGCAACAACGCCUACUUAUUGUUAUCCUGGAUCUAUUGAUCCACGUUGCCCCGACAGCGGAUACAAAGGUACGAGUCGCAUUCCUGCUACAUAUCUACCGCCCUUGACUGACCCGGGCUACGAUAGGACUAUUCGAAAUGCAAAGAGCUCUUUCUUUAAGGAAAUUAACCAAUUGGCUUUCACCGAUAAUAACAUUUUUGAGAUUGAUGAGGACGAAAGCGAAUCAACUAGAGUUAAGCGCGAGUUAAAGGCUGCCGACGAUGAUUCUUUGAUCAUUUCGCAAGAGGAAGACCUCUUAUCGAGGAGAAUUGUUAAGCGUGAGUUCAGUGAGCGGCCAUCAGAGCGAGAGGUGAUUUCUCUGACACUCGGUAUUCGAACUGGGAUCAAUGUUAAUUAGUCAUGGAAGUUAAAAACCUAGCACUAGCAAUACUAUUAUAAUACCCAUCUUACACCGAUAUGUAUUUUACUUAGCCAGAUAUUCAUUAAAUAUAAAUCUUUGUACAAAUUGAAACGAACC
Messenger RNA from Drosophila obscura, 4741 nucleotides. RefSeq names its product mucin-2 (gene zye). The record is from RefSeq and is a predicted model, not a curated record. Lineage: Eukaryota; Metazoa; Arthropoda; Insecta; Diptera; Drosophilidae. Bases 62 to 4621 code for a protein of 1519 amino acids. The transcript has 10 exons.